This is a messenger RNA of Phragmites australis (common reed), 717 nucleotides long. Its product is annotated as bidirectional sugar transporter SWEET11-like. Lineage: Eukaryota; Viridiplantae; Streptophyta; Magnoliopsida; Poales; Poaceae. The record is from RefSeq and is a predicted model, not a curated record. Gene Ontology annotation, molecular function: sugar transmembrane transporter activity. Gene Ontology annotation, biological process: carbohydrate transport. Gene Ontology annotation, cellular component: membrane.
AUGGCGUUCUUGUCGAUGGCUCACCCGGCGAUCACCCUCUCCGGAAUUGCAGGAAACAUCAUAUCCUUCCUGGUGUUCCUCGCACCAGUAACGACGUUCCUGCAGCUGCACCGCAUGAAGUCGAGGUUCAGCUCCGUGCCGUACGUGGUGGCGCUCUUCAGCUCGGUGCUCUGGAUCUUCUACGCGCUCGUCAAGACCAACUCCAGGCCGCUGCUCACCAUCAACGCCUUUGGCUGCGGCGUCGAGGCCGCCUACAUCGCCUUCUACCUCGUCUACGCGCCCCGGAGGGCCAGGGUCAGGACCAUCGCCUACUUCCUGCUGAUGGACGUGGCGGCCUUCGCGCUCAUCGUGCUCGUCACACUCAAAGUCGUCGCCCAGCCCCACCGGGUCAAGUUCCUCGGAAGCGUCUGCCUCGCCUUCUCCAUGGCCGUCUUCGUGGCGCCUCUCAGCAUCAUCUUCAAGGUGAUCAAGACGAAGAGCGUGGAGUUCAUGCCCAUCAGCCUGUCCUUCUGCCUCACCCUGAGCGCCGUCGCCUGGUUCUGCUAUGGACUCUUCACCAAGGACCCCUACGUCAUGUACCCGAACGUCGGCGGCUUCUUCUUCAGCUGCAUCCAGAUGGGGCUCUACUUCUGGUACCGCAAGCCCAGGAACGUGAACGCCGUGCUGCCGACGACGACCGACGUCGCCGCCCCAGCCGCGCAAGGGGGAGCUAGCUGA